GCUUUCUACGCGGAACUGAUGAUGAUGUUCCCUUCUUUCUUCAUGUGUGAACGCGUUGAAGCUUUCUACGCGGAAGGUAAAGGUGCUUCAGUUGGGGUUCUUCUUUUUCCUCUCUUCGAUGAUUUUCUAGGAAAGGCUGAGCACCAUAAAAUUUUCAAUAACUUAAUAAAUCUCAUUCAUCUCAAAUAUUCCGUUCUCUUUCUUUGACAUAUUAUCAAGCGCUCGCCUCUUUCUCUUCUUUUUUACUCACAAGUUACAAGUCUAUUGUUAGUUCCUUGAGAGAGACACAAACAGAUGGAUGGUAUUGAAGCUAAUAUCACCCCUCGUCGAGAAAAAAGACACAAACAGAUGGAUGAGAUUGAAGCUAAUAUCUCUCCUCGUCGAGAAAAGAGACACAAACAGAUGGAUGGUAUUGAAGCUAAUAUCCCCCCUGUUCAGGAAAAGUAUGAUGUGUUUGUCAGUUUCAGAGGUGAGGACACCCGCCGUGGUAUUACCAGCCAUCUUCAUGCUGCCUUACUUCAGAAGAAAAUUGAAACCUACAUAGAUUACAGACUUCAGAAAGGAGAAGAAAUCGGACCUGCCCUUCUAGAGGCAAUCGAGAAAUCCACGCAUUCGGUGAUCAUUUUCUCACAAAACUAUGCUUCUUCCACAUGGUGUUUGGAUGAGCUUGUGCAUAUACUCGAAUGCAAGGAAAGACAUGGCCAGAAGGUUAUACCCGUAUUCUAUGACAUCAAUCCAUCUGAUGUACGAAAACAACACGGGAGUUAUGCGGAUGCAUUUGCUCAACUUGAAAAACGUUUCAAGGACAGUAUUGAUAAGGUGCACAAGUGGAGGGAUGCUUUGAAGGCUGCAGCCGAUCUGUCUGGGUUUGAUUAUUCAAACAAUCACGGGACGGAGGCAGAUCUAAUUAAGAAUGUUGUCGAUCAAAUUUGGACAAACUUGAAUUGUGAAUCAUCAUGUGAUUUAGAUGGCUUGGUUGGAAUUGAAAGCCGCAUUCAACAAAUUGAAUUGCGACUGGGCAUUGACUCAAAGGACGCUUGCAUCACUAUAGGUAUUUGGGGCAUGGGUGGUAUUGGCAAGACCACCCUUGCUGAAACUGUAUUUCACAAACUCUCUUCUAAAUUCAAAGCUUCUUGUUUUCUUAAAAAUGUCAGGGAGAAAUCAGAACAACCAGAUGGACUAGAUUGCUUGCAAAAGAAACUUCUAAGUGACAUUUUCAAGGGAGAAAGUCUAUCCAUAGAAUCAACUAUUGUUCGAAGGAGGCUUAGCCGCACAGAGGUCCUCAUUGUUAUUGAUGAUGUGAGUAGUCCAAUGCAAAUGCAACGUUUAGCUGGUGAUCUUCAACGGUAUGGCACUGGAAGUAGAAUCAUUAUCACAAGUAGAGAUAAGGACACACUUAGACAAAUUGUUGAAGAGGAGAAUAUCUACGAAGUUGAGGUAUUAAAAUCGGAUGACGCUUUUCAGCUCUUCUGUUUGCAUGCUUUCAAGAAUAACACUACUCGUAGAACAGAUUAUGAGGAGUUAUCAAAAAAGAUCGUGGAUUAUGCCAGAGGCGUUCCCUUAGAUCUUAUAGUUCUGGGGUCCUUAUUUUUCAAUUGCCAGAGUAAAGAAGAAUGGGAAGAUGAAUUCAACAAAUUAAAACGAUUUCCUAGACAAGAUAUCCAGAAAGUGUUGAGAAUAAGUUACAAUAGAUUGGAAGAAAAUGAGAAGCAGAUAUUUUUGGAUAUAGCAUGUUUUCAUAAAGGGAAGGAAGUGAGUGAGGUAGAACGAAUGUUACAUGUUCGUGGAUUCUUUGCAACAUCGGGAAUUAGAAAUCUCCAUGAUAGAUCUCUCAUAUCAAUUUAUUCAGACAAAUGGGUAAGGAAAGUCAUAGAGAUGCAUGAUUCACUACAAGAAAUGGGAAGGACAAUUGUUCAAGAACAAUGUAUUGAAGAUCCUGGUAAACGGAGUAGGUUGUUCACGAAUGAGGAAAUCUAUCGUGUACUGAAUAGUAACAUGGAAAGUCCAAUUGUUGAAGCCAUAUUCCUUAAAUGGCAUAAGAGUGAAGAGCGACGACCAUGGAACUUCAAAUUGAUGUCAAACCUAAGAAUGCUAUUUGUGCAUAAUUCUCAAAUAAUUGACUUCAAACCCACCACUUCUGUAGACCUUCCCGAUGCUCUUCGCUACCUUGACUGGUUAGGAUAUCCACUAGAAUCUUUGCCGUCAAAAUUUUCGCCGGAAAAUCUAGUUGAGCUUCAUAUGCCAUGGAGCCGAGUUAAGAAGCUCUGGAAAGAAGACCAGAGACUUGUCAACUUACAAGUGCUCGAUCUGCAUGGCUCUAUAGAUCUAACUGAAGUUCCAAAUCUCUCUGGGAGUCUAAAAAUUGUGGACAUAAAUCUCUCUGGCUGUGGAAGUUUGGUUGAAAUUCCAGAGAUGCCAGGAAAUAUUAAAUACUUGGAUUUAUCUUACACUGGUAUAAAGGAGUUGACCCAGCCAGUUUGGUCUCACGAAAAAAUUUCUUACUUGAAUAUAAGUCAUUGCGGAGACCUUGAGAAACUUCCAAGCAACAUGUGUAAGCUGAAAGUCUCUGGUUCUUUUAAUCUAGAUGGGUGCACAUCUCUUGCCGAGUUUUCUGAGCUUCCGAGGGAUAUAACUAAAUUAUCAUUGAUUGAUUGCAACAAACUUGUGAGUCUACCAACCAACAUUUGUAAGUUGAAAUAUCUCAAGGAACUCAAUCUCUCCGGCUGCUCUAAACUUGAAAACUUUCCAAAGAUCUUGGAGCCAGUGGAACAUUUGGAGUCUUUAAAUUUAAGUGGAACAACGGUUCAAGAGCUACACUCAUCAAUCGAGUUUCUCCAUGCUCUCAAAAUACUUGAUCUACAUGGUUGCAAAAGGCUUUCAAGCAUUCCAAAGAGCAUUUGUAAGUUGAAAUAUCUCGAGAAACUCGAUCUCUCUUGGUGCCCCAAACUUGAAAACUUCCCAGAGAUCUUGGAGCCAAUGGAACAUUUGGAGUCUUUAAAUUUAAGUGGAACAACGGUUCAAGAGCUACACUCAUCAAUCGAGUUUCUCCAUGCUCUCAAAAUACUUGAUCUACAUCGUUGCGAAGGGCUUUCAAGUAUUCCAAAGAGCAUUUGUAAGUUGAAAUAUCUCGAGGAACUCGAUCUCUCUUGGUGCCCCAAACUUGAAAACUUCCCAAAGAUCUUGGAGCCAAUGGAACAUUUGAAGUCUUUAAAUUUAAGUGGAACAAUGGUUCAAGAGCUACACUCAUCAAUCGAAUUUCUCCAUGCUCUCAAAAUACUUGAUCUACAUCGUUGCGAAGGGCUUUCAAGUAUUCCAAAGAGCAUUUGUAAGUUGAAAUAUCUCGAGGAACUCGAUCUCUCUUGGUGCCCCAAACUUGAAAACUUCCCAGAGAUCUUGGAGCCAAUGGAACAUUUGAAGUCUUUAAAUUUAAGUGGAACAAUGGUUCAAGAGCUACACUCAUCAAUCGAAUUUCUCCAUGCUCUCAAAAUACUUGAUCUACAUCGUUGCGAAGGGCUUUCAAGUAUUCCAAAGAGCAUUUGUAAGUUGAAAUAUCUCGAGGAACUCGAUCUCUCUUGGUGCCCCAAACUUGAAAACUUCCCAAAGAUCUUGGAGCCAAUGGAACAUUUGAAGUCUUUAAAUUUAUGGGGAACAGCGGUCACUGCUCCAGCGCGAAACGCGUUUUUAUAACCACUGACAGAUGUAAACAAGAUCAUAAAGUUAAGGGGUAGGGCAACUUAUAGCUCCCAAAAGUCAUGUUCAUGGUCAUACUAUAUAGGCUCAUAACUGUAACCAUGGACAGUGGUCAUGCCUGCACUAUCAGCUCGAAAUGUCAUAUGCAAUAACGACAUGUUCUCUUUCAAGAUAAUGUGGCAUGAUGGAUGGGUACUCAUUCUAUCAAUCAAGAUUGCACAUUCACACAUGACUCAA
Molecule: messenger RNA, 3927 nt
Organism: Pyrus x bretschneideri (Chinese white pear)
Lineage: Eukaryota; Viridiplantae; Streptophyta; Magnoliopsida; Rosales; Rosaceae
Product: disease resistance protein Roq1-like
Exons: 5
Coding region: 295-3687 (1130 amino acids)
Biological process (GO): signal transduction; defense response
Molecular function (GO): protein binding; ADP binding
Source: RefSeq, a predicted model, not a curated record